Chara braunii is the source of this 1458-nucleotide messenger RNA. Lineage: Eukaryota; Viridiplantae; Streptophyta; Charophyceae; Charales; Characeae. The record is from the annotation of a GenBank genome assembly.
AAGGAAAGGAUAAAUGGAGCAGCAAGAAUGUUAGUCGCAGUGCGGACGGACAUCAUUCAGACCGACAGGAGGGUGGAACGUCGACGGCAACGCAGAGCCCGCACCGCAUGCAACGCACACAAGGAGAGCGGGCAGCGCACCGAAGGUCGAGAGUGUCACCCAGCGCAGAAAGUGAGUUCCGCACAACGCAGAGAGGGAGGUCGGCAUAACUCAGAGAACGAGGUCUGCAUAACGAAGAGAGGAAGGUGAGUAGCAACAGCUUGAGGGGCAGACUAGGCAGGCAGGCAGCCAGCCAGCCAGCUAUGGCGCGUGUUACGGCCUUGUUUGUGACCACUCUUCUGCUCUGCCUUGAUUCUUUCGUCUUCGGUGACCCGGCGAUCGCCGGCGACUUCGAAUUGGUGGGGAGGAAUGCGACGGCUGCGGACUUCGUCUUCACAGGCCUGCGCAAUGUCCCGUCGGCGGGACCAGGUCUCGGUUUCACGGCGGUUCCAGUUAACUUCCGGUCUAUGCCGAUCCUCAGAGGCCAGGGGAUCUCGUACACGUACUACAAGUACGCGCCUUGCGGGCAGAACCCGCCUCACCUUCAUCCACGUGCCGCGGAGCUGCUCUAUGUUAUCAAGGGCAAUUUGACCGUUGGCCUAGUGGACAGCAGCGAGAACUUGUACGUAAACGAUCUGAAGGCAGGAGAUGUCGCCGUCUUCCCGCGCGGCUUAGUGCACUGGCAACAGAACCUGAGCAAGGAAGAGACCAUCGCCAUCCUGGCCUUCACUGAUUCCAAUCCGGGAGUCGUGGCAGUUAAUCGCGCGUUGUUCAGCUCUAAGGUGAACGUACCGGACUAUGUUUUGCAGACUGCGUUCGGUUUGUCGAAGGGUGAUGUGGGCAAGAUCAAAGCCAGUACGCCGCUGGGAGCGCCGCUCGGGAAGUGCAUUAACGAGUGUGGCGGUUGUUAUUGAUAUUGACCAACCUUUUUAGGGUUUGGCGAAACGAGAGGAAAGGAAAUAACACCCUAUGUUCCUUUUCGUGCCCUUGUGCCCUUUUCUUUCUUUUAUUUUUGCCGUUGGUAUCUCAUUCAUACGUUAUGUUACGUCGUGUUUAUCGGUAUUUGCUCGCCUCCCUUCAUAAGCUUUGAAAUGUUCACCCACUUUCGAUUUUCGAACCUACUUCAUAAAUGAACACUUCCACUUUUAGAAAGGAGUUUUCUUGCCCUUGUUUGUGUCAGUCGAGUGCUAUGUUUAAACCGCUUAUGACACACGUUUAAUUUCCCCACUGCCCCCCUCUCUCUCUCUCUCUCUCUCUCUCUCUCUGUCUCUCUCUCUCUCUCUCUCUCUCUCUCUCUCUCUCUCUCUCUGUCUCUCUCUCUCUCUCUCUCUCUCUCUCCAUAUUCCUACAAAUAGAGCGAAAGAAAGAGCUGGGUCAAUCCAAGUACCCUGCCCACAUGAAUCAAUCUCAUAUCCGUUC